GACGUAGUUUAAGUAUGAGCAACGGUCAUGCGUUUUCAUGCCGGUUUUUACCGGUCAAAAUUUUCACGUGACGGCAAAUCAGUCUCAUGAUGAAACGCAAAUCUCAAUAAAUAUUAUUAUUAACGCAGUCGCUUCAACCAGACUAUAACCAGUCAAUAUUUUCAUUUAGGAAUCAUCACUUAACGUCUUAGUAAUUAUAAUUUUAAUAAUUAAUAUAAAAUUUCAAUAAUGGCCUCCCUGAGACUAUUGGCUGCAGGAGCAAGUGCAGUGGGAGCUGGUGCACUUUCAACUUAUUAUCUUACGUCAGAUUCCCCUGUACUGGCGGAUAAAGCGCUUCAUAAACCAAUAAAACGGCCUCUACCUACACGUGAAGAGCAAGUGAAUACCCUAAAAACCCAAGACGAAUACGAUGUCCUAAUAAUUGGUGGUGGUGCUACUGGAGCAGGAUGUGCUUUGGACGCUUGCACAAGAGGUUUAAAGACUGCUCUGAUAGAGGGAGACGAUUUUGCUUCGGGCACGUCGUCAAGAAGCACAAAACUGAUCCACGGUGGCGUGCGAUAUUUACAGAAAGCCAUUAUGCAGGCGGAUGUCGAGCAGUAUAAAAUGGUUAAAGAAGCUCUCCAUGAGCGAGCUCAAAUGCUACAUAGUGCUCCACACUUGGCACACCCAUUGCCUAUUAUGUUACCUGUUUACACGUGGUGGCAGAUCCCUUACUACUGGUUUGGUAUUAAGAUGUAUGACCUUGUAGCUGGCAGCAAAACUGUUAAAUCUUCAUAUUAUUUAAGUAAAUCAAACGCACUCGAAUUAUUUCCCAUGUUGAAGGGAGACAAGCUUACUGGAGCUAUCGUUUAUUACGAUGGUCAGCAGGACGACGCCAGAAUGAAUCUCGCGGUGGCCUUGUCAGCUUCACGCUUAGGUGCAACGGUAGUAAAUCACGUGAGCGUUUUGAAUUUGCUGAAAGGAUUAGACAAGGACGGUAAGCGCGUGCUGGUGGGUGCACGUGUCAGAGAUGAAAUGACAGGAGAAGAGUGGGAUGUUAAAGCUAAAGCUAUUAUUAACGCUACCGGACCGUUUACUGAUAGUAUAAGAAAAAUGGAUGAUCAAACUGUACAAGAAAUCUGUUGUCCAUCUUCGGGCGUUCAUAUUGUACUUCCUGGGUACUACAGUCCCGAUCAAAUGGGUCUGCUGGAUCCAGCGACAAGUGACGGCCGUGUCAUCUUCUUCUUGCCUUGGCAGAAGCAAACUAUCGCUGGUACUACUGAUUUACCUUGUCAGGUGACGCACAACCCGAAACCAACUGAAGACGAGAUUAUGUUUAUCCUGCAAGAGGUAAAGAACUACCUUAAUCCUGACGUUGAAGUCCGUCGUGGUGAUGUUCUGUCAGCGUGGAGUGGUAUCAGACCAUUGGUUUCUGACCCGAACAAACCAAACACUCAAUCUCUUGCUCGUAACCACAUUGUUCAUGUGAGUCCAACAAAUCUUGUUACCAUUGCUGGAGGAAAGUGGACGACUUAUCGUGCAAUGGCACAGGAAGCUGUUGAUGCAGCAAUUGAUGCUUGUAAGUUGGAGCCAACUGCUGAAUGUCAAACUGACGGAAUGCUUCUGGAGGGUGCUCAUGGAUGGAGUCCUACCAUGUACAUUAGAUUGGUACAGGACUUUGGAUUAGAAUGUGAAGUUGCCCAACAUUUAGCUAAAAGUUACGGUGAUCGAGCAUUCGCUGUCGCUAAAAUGGCAUCACUUACCGGAAAGCGUUGGCCAAUCAUUGGUAAAAAAAUUCAUCCCGAGUUUCCUUACAUUGACGCUGAGAUCCGUUACGGUUGCCGUGAAUACGCAAGAACCGCAAUUGAUAUGAUUGCCAGACGAUUGCGACUCGCUUUCCUCAACGUCCAAGCGUCACAGGAAGCUCUGCCGGGUAUCAUUGACAUAAUGGCGGAAGAAUUGAAAUGGUCACCGGAUGAAAAGAAAAAGCAACAGCAGCAGGCCAGUGAAUUUUUAGCAAACGAGAUGGGACAAAUGGUCAAUCGCGCGUCACGUGACAAAAUUCCGAUCAAUCUCACGAAAGAUGAAAUUCAGCUGUACAUUAAACGAUUCCAGAUUAUCGACAAAGAUCGCAAAGGAUACGUAUCAAUAAAUGACAUUCGUCGCGGACUUAAGCUAUUCGGCGACAAGGACGUUCCCGGCGAAGAGCUCCACGAAAUACUUCGCGAAAUCGACACUAAUAUGAACGGUCAAGUCGAGCUGGACGAGUACCUUCAGAUGAUGUCAGCAAUUAAAUCUGGACACGUCGCGUACUCGCGAUUCGCGCGAAUGGCCGAGAUGGAAGAAGCGCAACACGAGAAAGACGUGCUGAAGAAGAAAAUAAGUGUUGAGAGAUCAGGCGGAGGUCUUUGAAGUGGCUACGAAAAGUCUAACAAAACUUUAUACUUCAGUCCUCAUAAAUUAUUUUCACCUCAUUUUAGGAAAAAAUUACCGACUAUCUCACUCUAUAUUUAAUAUUUAUUGUAGAAAUUAAUUUAAUGCCUGGGUAACUCGAUAUCUAGGUCAUAAACAAUUGAUAAUAAUAAUAAAUAAUAAUAAUAAUGACAGCAACGCGAAUACUAGUCAGCAGGUGGGUUAGUAUUCUUAAACAAUUUUUAAAAAAUAUAUUAAAUAAUCUGCAUCGCAUCAAGUUAUUGGCCUCUGGCCAACUGGGUAAAGAAAAAAUAAUGUUUGACGAAGUAUUCUAAUACAACACUCUUUUCUUCAUUCACUAAUAAGGAAGUCGUUCACGAAAGCUUAAAUAUAAUAACGAUAACAAUAAUUAUAAUAAUAAUAAUACUAAUAAUAAUAAUAAUAAAUAAUUGUUAUUAUUAAUAAUGUACUGAUUAUGGUGCCGUCUUGCGCUUUUAUAAAUUGAUAAUUUAAUUACGCGCGAAGAGGAUAAUAAAUCUAUUAUUAAUAUUUAAAUAAAAUUACAAUAAUAUAGAAAAAAUAAUAAUAAUAAAUUGAUAUCUAGUCUUUAAAUUAUAAUACUUAAAAAACGAUAUCGAGGUUCGAGUUGAGUGUUGAAAAUCAAAGGAUAUAUUAGACUAUUAUUAUUAUUAUUAUAUAUAUAUAUAAAAGGAAAAAACAAAUAUGUACAUAUAAUUUACUUCAUCUCACUGUCAAUGUCACGUUACGUUUAUUCGAUAACAUUUAUCUCUAUCACUAUAUCAAUAUUAUUAAAUAAUUUAUUCAAUUUAAUUAAUGUUGGAUUUAAUAAAAAUUUUCAAUUUAAUUGUACACGA
Microplitis demolitor is the source of this 3266-nucleotide messenger RNA. RefSeq names its product glycerol-3-phosphate dehydrogenase, mitochondrial (gene Gpo1). Bases 229 to 2391 code for a protein of 720 amino acids. Gene Ontology annotation, molecular function: calcium ion binding; glycerol-3-phosphate dehydrogenase (quinone) activity. Gene Ontology annotation, biological process: glycerol-3-phosphate metabolic process. Gene Ontology annotation, cellular component: glycerol-3-phosphate dehydrogenase (FAD) complex; mitochondrion. The record is from RefSeq and is a predicted model, not a curated record. The transcript is spliced from 10 exons. Lineage: Eukaryota; Metazoa; Arthropoda; Insecta; Hymenoptera; Braconidae.